GUGACUCGCGCUUCAACUGUCCCUCUCUUGUUUCAACACCAGCGAAUGUUCAAAAUGGAUGUUGUAAUAUCCACCGCACCACCGCAGGCGGCGGCGAACACCAUCCAGAUCACAUCUCAUCACCAAUACCUCGCGUCCGUUCCGCUCUCGCCUGUAUCGGUGGCACCGUCUCCUCUAGACCAGUUUCACUCGUGGUUCAUCGAUGCCCAACCGUUAGUAUCCGAGCCCGAGGCGAUGGCGCUCACGACCUGCACGAGCGAUGGAAUCCCUUCAACUCGUUUCGUCUUGUUCAAGCAACUCGACGCUCGGGGUUUCGUGUUCUACACCAACUACACGUCUCGAAAGUCGAAGGAACUAGACUCCAACCCUCAUGCUGCGUUAGCGUUCUAUUGGAGGGAAGUCCAUAGACAAGUUCGGAUAGUAGGCCGGGCAGAGAAAGUGAGCAGGGAAGAGAGCGAAGCGUAUUUUAAAUCCCGGCCGAUCGGCAGUCGUCUUGGUGCCUGGGCGAGUCAACAAAGCAAGGUGGUCGGAGAGGGAGAGGUGUCAUCACGUUUGGACAAGGUUAAAACGCGUUUUGGAGCAGAGAGUGAAGAAAACGUCGAGGUGCCAACGCCCGAAUUCUGGGGAGGAUGGCGGAUUGUACCAGACGAAAUCGAAUUUUGGGCAGGGAGGCCUUCACGAUUGCACGAUCGCGUGCGGUAUACGCGCGUUGAAGGAUCAUCGGACGAUGCACCGCAGUGGAAGAUUGAGAGGCUUGCGCCGUAAACGUGUCGACCUCACGCACCUAGCAAGGGGAAGUUCGAGCUAUGGCAACCAGAUCACAACAUCAAUAUGUAUCAUUAACAAAAUAAUAUUAUAGCUAAGCCGAUACAGCGUUAGCCAUGCGCGACAUACAUGCCGACGGAAAUAAU
Messenger RNA from Punctularia strigosozonata HHB-11173 SS5, 911 nucleotides. Its product is annotated as pyridoxamine 5'-phosphate oxidase. NCBI's taxonomy places the organism in Eukaryota, Fungi, Basidiomycota, Agaricomycetes, Corticiales, Punctulariaceae. Gene Ontology annotation, biological process: pyridoxine biosynthetic process. The record is from RefSeq and is a predicted model, not a curated record. The coding region runs from base 55 to 765 and encodes 236 amino acids. Gene Ontology annotation, molecular function: pyridoxamine phosphate oxidase activity; FMN binding. The transcript has 2 exons.